Molecule: messenger RNA, 5829 nt
Organism: Odocoileus virginianus texanus
Lineage: Eukaryota; Metazoa; Chordata; Mammalia; Artiodactyla; Cervidae
Source: RefSeq, a predicted model, not a curated record
GCCUUCAAUCUUUCCCAGCAUCAGGGUCUUUUCCACGUCUGGCACGGAGGUUCCAGCUCUGCUUCUGAGGGUGCUGCCAGCCCAGACCCCUGCCUCGUGUCCCCGGAGGUGACUGAGCCGAGAGAGCACCCACAGGCAGCCAGGGGCCCAGAAGAUUCUCCACGUCCCAGUGCACCGGCGCCCCAGGAACGGGAGAGUCCCUCUUCCUCCAUGCGCUUUGCCGAGGGCUCCCCAGAAGGUUGCUUGGCGAGCCCAGAAGGGGAACAUGAAGGUUGGCCCCUGGUUCAACACCCUCAGAGGGAACCUUCUCCAAAUGGCCCGGGAGAGGCCCCAGCAGCCCCUGUCCCUCAGGACGACAACUCAACUCAGCACAAGGUGGUUUUUGUCGUCCCCAGUGCCGGAGGAGAGACAGGUUCGAAGGACGAAGAAGGGCAGAGACUGUCUUCCUCCAGCUCCACUGAUGAGUUGGCAGGAAUUCCACCAACUGCUUCUCCAGAGCCGAUGAAGGUGCAACUCUGUGGAGAGGAUGCCCAGCCUGGUGAUUUCAACUCCCAAGGGCAAGAGGCUGCAGCUGGCUUUCCAUGGCCAGAGUCCCAGCAGGGAGCCCCCAAGGCUCCUGCUGCCCAACUAGGCCAAGAGGGCUCAGCCAGCCUGGAGGAGCCUCCCGUAAAACCCAUGACCUCAACCUCCCAAGAGCUAGCCCCCGAAUGCCCAGUGGAGGGGCCUCCUCAGGAUUUCACCGAUGAUGACGUGGGAUUCCUCGGGCCCUGCCCUCCCACUGGGACCAGUUCAGGGGCCGCCCACGAAGCUGAAGGGAAGGCCGAUUCCGAGGAAAGCUGCCAGCAGCCGAUGGGAGCGCUCCCGCCUGCAGAGCUGCCCUGGAAUUCUCCGGGUCCUGCCCUGGCGCCAGGGGACAAGGGCUCUUGGGAGGAGACUCUGGGUGCCCUUGAUGCUCAGGGUCACUUGCAGACCAGGAGCCAAGAUGUUGAGCCUGGUCAAGUCACCUGGGCAGCGAGAGCUGACCAGCCGGAGGGAGUUUUGUUCAUGAGCCCUGAGCCUGCCCCACAUGCUGCAACCAAGGAUGCGGGUCCAGCUUCAAACCUCCCCUCCCUGCCAGCUGCUCUGGCCUGCGUGGCUGCAGAACAAGCCAGGGAGCUGGUUUCCGUGGCCGAGAUGCCUGUUCUCACAGAUCUGGCUACAGAGAGGGUAGAAGCAGGGUUGUUAGAACCAGAGAAGCAAGCAUCAGACCUCAGAGGAGAAGGAGAGGGUUGGGAAGGAGGCCCCAGAGAGAUUCCUGCUCCUGCCUCCCUGGAGGAAAGGGCAGAGCUCAGGAAUAGGGAGCUAAGCCAUGAAGUCCAACCAAAGGUUCCACCUCUCCCCACUCCCAGCGCAUCAGAUGAGAGUGCCAGCAGGUCACUAGGGCUGAAGGAUGAAGCCAAGGCCCCUGAAGACCCAGCUGUGACUGAGAAGGAAAGCAGAGACUCUGGGGCUGAUCCUAGAGGACAGGGAGCAGCCCCAGGGCCCCUUGAUGGUGCAGAUCCUGGGAAUCUACAGGCAGAGCAACCCGAGGCCUGGGGCUGCAAGCCUGAUCCAGAGGUGGACAAGGCCGAGGUUUCACAGCUGCCUGGAGAUGAGAGCACAGGCCUUCCAAACACAGUCCUAGCACAGCCACUCGGAGAGGAGAUCCCUGGGCAUGCGGACAGGUCCAACCCUCCCUCAGAAGAUGCAGCUUGGAACGUGGUGGCCCGUGGAAUGAUGGGAGAAUCCCAAGUGGUCCACGCAUCAGGCUCACUGCAAAAGCUCCCUGAACAGCAUCCUGGCCCACUCUCUGGACCAGAAGGAGCUGGGGAACAUGUUCUUCCCCAGGGAGCCGUCUGGGCGGGGCCGGGACCGCAGACCAAAUGUCCCGACACCCUUCAGGACGUGGAGGGACUGGGAAGAAUGGAUUCUCUUCCUGCUUUAGAAUCUGAGAAAUUGGAUUUCCUGUUGGCUCCUGCUCCAGAGGUCGUCCCCAAAGCCCAGGAGGUGGAGCACAUGCCUGAAAUAAAGUCAGGGAGCCACCCAUCCGCACAGAGGCCCGGCCGUGGGGCGGGGGAGGGCUCGCUGACACCCCCUCACCCCCAUGGGCUGGGGCGUGACACAGCUGGACAGGAAGUCCACGCUGAUGGGCCCCCUCCCCCUGAGGAAGAGAACCGGGCAGUGGACUGUGGGCUCACAACACUCAGCCUGGAGCAAGAUCGGCAGGGAAACGUAUCCCACCCGGGGGACAGCAGCAUAGAAGUGAUUGCAUCCGAGAGGCCCUUACUGUGUCCUGAGAACCAUCUCCAGAUAUCCCAGACACACCCAGAAGCAUCGGUGUUCGGUAUGCUCAGGGAGACAUCCCAACAGUGUGAAAGCAAGGAAGAGACUUAUCCAGGUGAUUUGGAUUUUAAUAUCCUGGGCGCAGAUUCUCCUCAAAUCCACAUACCCGUGGAACCUCGGGAAGAUGUGAGCUUAUCCACUCAUGGAGGAAAAGAACGGGCUUCUGAAACAGAACUUCAAAGUGAACUUCUCAAAGGCAGUCUGUCUGAUGCUCCGAGUUCACCUCCUGGGGACACAGUUCUGGAGAAUCCUACAACUGAGAAGUCGCAGUUGUCAGCACCCAUGAGGCCUGAGUUGCCUGCACUCGGGAAGAAGGGGCAAGACGGAGAAUGCAGCGGCAGUCAGCUGUCCAGGAGCUCAUCUCCUGCAGUGGACACCUUCCAAGACCCUUCUCUUGCAGGUAGCUUGAAUAGAAAGGAACAUAGCUGUACUGGGCAGGGGCCACACGAGUCCCAACAGGAGCUGGUUGAUGGGCUGAAUGCCGGCAGCCAGCAUGAAGAAGCAUGUCUUGAGGAUGCAGGCAUUUCAGGAGCAGCUGACGCUUGGCCCCAGCUCCAGGACUUGGGCAAGACAGAGAAGGCAAGUGGAAACAUUGUGGGGGCCCCGCCUCGUCGGCCUGACUCAGUAGCUCUCCCAGAGGCAGCUCACUGCCGGCCGGUUCCAGCACCUACCAGCCCCCGAGCCACACCCACCCAGGAUGCCCCAGUGAGAGACGCAGGUGAAGAAACCCAGGAGGGCGGGCAGCAACCGGGGUUGGUCCCACAGAAGGAAAUGGAGCACCUCACUGCCUCGGAUGCAGAGGUCCCGGAGCUUCCUGGGAUUUUCCCAUCAGCCAAGGAUCAAGGUGCGGAUGGUGCUGAGACUUGUGGGAAGGCGGACGGAGGAGCCCUGGGGAUGUGGCAGGCUCUGGGGGAGCCAGGCUCCCUCCAAAUAGAGCAGCGCCCCUCCCCUGGGGAGGAAGCCUCUACCCCUGCUACAGGUGAGCAGCUCUCGGCCAACUGCCAGGAUGUCUGGCCUGUAGCUAGGGACCUGGCUGAAAGUCCCAGGAGCCUGGUGGAUCUUUCUGCAGCGCAGGUUGUCCCUGACUCAAAGAGGCUCCUGCCGUCUGGACCCCCGGAGGAGGCUGCCCCUGGCACUCCUUACCUGCACAUCGAGGGUGCUGCCAGGAAAGGGCUGGAAGACAGUGUCGUGAUAGCUGUCUCACCCCAAGGCCCCGGAGCCCCUGGUGAAAGCCCUUGUUCCACUCGGGAGCCCCUGCUUGCCUCGGAAAAGGCCUCCUCCACGGAGGGCUCUGCUGAGUCCUCCCUCUCGCAAGCAGGAGCUGCAGGUGAGGGAAUCUCUGCAGGGCCAGCCAGCCCCAGAAGCCCCAAAGCCGGGACAUCAGAGGGUCCUGUGGACUCCGUGCCCUACCUGGACAGGAUGCCAUUUCUGGUCAAGGGUAAGCAGACCACAGAGGAGGAGAAGCGGUCAGGAGCUCCUGGUGCAAGUUCUGAGCCCGGUGAAAUUCCAGCAUGCCCUGUCAGUGAGGAGAGCAAGGCAGGGGAAGCAGCAAGAGAGACUGAGGGCAGCGGGGAGAGGAUGCUAGAGCCUUCCAAGGAUCCCAGGCGGGGAGCAUCAGCUGGUGUAGACGCCAGCUGCAGGCAGACCGGGAUGCUCGCUGGGUUGCCUGAUUUCAGGGAGCACAUCACCAAGAUCUUCGAGAAGUCUGUGCUUGGAGCCCUGACCACCGAUCGGCCCCAGAGCACAAAGGGAGAAAAGGUGGGAGCCGGGAAGAGGGUGAUGGAGAAGGGCCUCACGGUGCCAAGCCCAGAGAAGCUUCCAGAUGCAACUCAAGGAGUGGCCAUCGCCCCUCUCCCCACCCUUCCCGCUGGUCUCUGGGUGGACUCGAAGGGGAAGAAGCAAGAGCUGACUGUGGAGGCUGAGAUUUCUCGUCUGGGUCCCCAGGAUCCAGCUCCAGGAAAGCUGCCGGGGCUGGCCUGGCUGGCCACAGAGCACAACCUGCUGGGCGCCAGUGUCGGGAAGGAAAUGAGCGAGGCCCUGCAGAUGCUGGCGGACAGCGAGAAACCCGAGGGGGCCGGGGAAGGCUGGUGGCCGGGACCUGGAGGAGUCCCGGCCCAUUCACAGCAGGCAGAUGGCCCGCAGGAAUCAGCUUCGGGUCUGUCUUCACAAGCAGCAUCUCCAAAGAUUUCCGGGGCUGACUUGCAGGUGGCUUCCCAGAGCCAUGGAGAAGGGGAUUCAGGUCCAGAUGACAGGAUUCCUUCUGGAAAACAGUGCCAGGAAACAGCCCGCCGGGACAGUCAACCCAGAGAAGAUGGUGCCCGGGGCUCUUCUUACCCAGCGGCUCUGGGUGACAUGCCAGGAUCCACCUCUGCCCAGGGAGCAUCUCCCCACAGGGACGUCCCACCUCUGCCCGAGGCCGUCAGUGAGCCCUGCACCCCAAACCUGCUUGGGGGUGAGAGGGGGCGUGUAGGUGCAGCUGGCGUCUCGGAAACACAAGAUGCCCUGCGCACCCAGGGCGCCUCAGAUCCCCCAGCUGGGGAAGUGGCAGAGAAUCCGCUGGAGCCCGGCUUGGAAGCCGGAGCUGCUGGGGAAGCAGAGGGUGACGUCACUUUGAGCACAGCUGGGACUGGGGCACAUGUGUCUGAGGACCUGCCUGAAACAGGUACUACGAGAAUAUUCUCCGGUGUGGCUGCUGCCUCGGCUGUGCCAGGAAGCCCUGGGUACCCAGGCUGCUCAGAAGGGGCUCUGAGGAUGGAUGCAGAAGUCGCCCCAGAUGGGGGCCGCCCAGCUGGGCCCCCACAGGCCGAGGAGCAACCCAGGCCUGAGCUCCCUGCUUUUGCGGAAGAUGGGAAGAUGGGUGUCUCCUCACCCCCAGAACCUGACGAAACUCUGGACCCGAAGCAGCAAAACCUGGAUCCAGAAGCACUGGACGCUGAGAGAAAGAGCCCCAAGGCUGGCCCAUCCACGUUACCUUUGGUUCCUGAGAAGGAUGCUCCAGACAUCACGGACAAGGUUAUUUCAGAUGAUGCCAGCAGUGCGGUUGGAGCAGAAAGUUCACUUGUACCAGAUUAUGUCAUCCAGCCAGCUGCCCUUGAAGACCUGGAAAACCCAAUCUUAGCCGCCUUGUCCUCCCAUAGUGACGUCAGCAGCCAGGUCUCCACGGAUCUGACAGCCCAGAGCACCAUCCCAGCUGCUGCCCGCGUGGAUCUCACUGCUCCGGCCUCAGAAUACGCAUCUCUGCCUUCCGCCCCAGCUGGUGAUGGAGUCGAAGCUUCCGUUCCCUCCUGCCAACGUCUGGCCAAGGACUUAAGCAGUGCAGCAGCCCCGGCCGCCGGCCGGCCCACCCUGGGCUCCCGCUGGAGGUACCGUGCCAGGACGCUGGCCCUGCUCGCGGCUAGCCUGCACUCCAGGGCGCAGCGAGGAUGGGAGGGUCGCAGUCUCUGCAGCCAGUCCCAGCCAGCGACCUGA